AUGGCAGCCAUGGUCCUGGUUCAACUUAUUCAUGCCCCAACUCACACGGGAGGCUACACAUUGGAUCUGAUGUUUGCCUUGGGGCAGUGGUGUUGUGAUCUGGUUUUGGGGGGUGUUAACGUCAGUCCCCUGCCAUGGACAGACCAGUCCCUGUUGGCUCUAGAGUUCUCAGCAGUUGCCCCUCACCACAGGAAAGUGGGGCCUAUUAAAUCAGCCUGCCUUAGGUGCCUGAUGGACCCAGUGUGGUUUCAAAGGGAACUUGGGGUUUUUCCUGAAGCUCUGACAUGCAGUUCGGCAGAUGCCCUCAUUGUUGCUUGGAAUGAGAAGGUGACAGGGGCGUUGAACCAAAUUGUGCCUGUGCACACUCUCUGUGUAUAUGGAUCUCAUAGAGCGCCUUGGUUGAUCAAACAGCUCAGAGAGAUGAAGCAACACAAGAGACGCCUAGAGCACUGCCGGAGGAAGACCAAGAGUAAAGCCGACAAAGCAGAGGUAAAAGCCUAUAUUAGGACUAAUGUGGUGAUAAGGGCGGCAAAGCUCUGUGGGCUUCGACAUAACAGAUCAUCAGGAACAUCAAGAAUAACUGGAGGAGUAUCAUCUGGGGAUUGGCCAUGGCAAGCCAGUCUCCAACGAAACAACAUCCAUCGUUGUGGUGCAACAUUGAUCAGCAACACAUGGCUCCUGUCUGCAGCACACUGUUUUAGAGAAGCAAAAAAUCCACAUAAAUGGACAGUUAGCUUUGGAACCUAUUUAAGGCCUCCUCUAAUGAUACGGCUUGUCAAAACAAUUAUAAUUCAUGAAAAAUAUAAGCAUCUAGACCAUGAACAUGAUAUUGCUGUUCUGCAGUUGACUAAAAGUGUAGAGUUUACAAGUGCAAUUCAUCGAGUUUGUCUCCCAGAUUCAAGUGAAAAGAUUCCAUAUAAUAUUGAUGCUGUGGUUACAGGAUGGGGAGCACUUAGUAAUGAUGGUGAAACCCCUAAUGUCCUUCAGGAAGCAACAGUAAAGCUCAUAGACUCCAGAGUUUGUAAUAGAAGGGAAGUAUAUAAUGGGGCCAUAAAACCUGGAAUGAUAUGUGCCGGAUACCUUGAAGGGGGAAUUGAUUCCUGCCAGGGUGACUCCGGUGGUCCACUGAUGACGUUUGAUUCAAGAAAAAUGUGGUACCUUGUUGGCAUAGUGAGCUGGGGGGAUGAAUGUGCAAAACCAAAUAAGCCUGGCGUUUAUACACGAGUGACUUACUAUCGAGACUGGAUUACUAAAUAUACUGGGCUUUGA
This is a messenger RNA of Python bivittatus (Burmese python), 1269 nucleotides long. RefSeq lists its product as uncharacterized. Gene Ontology annotation, biological process: proteolysis. The record is from RefSeq and is a predicted model, not a curated record. Gene Ontology annotation, molecular function: serine-type endopeptidase activity. Lineage: Eukaryota; Metazoa; Chordata; Lepidosauria; Squamata; Pythonidae.